Molecule: messenger RNA, 2793 nt
Organism: Melitaea cinxia (Glanville fritillary)
Lineage: Eukaryota; Metazoa; Arthropoda; Insecta; Lepidoptera; Nymphalidae
Gene: swm
Product: RNA-binding protein 26
Exons: 24
Coding region: 178-2793 (871 amino acids)
Biological process (GO): mRNA processing
Cellular component (GO): nucleus
Molecular function (GO): metal ion binding; RNA binding
Source: RefSeq, a predicted model, not a curated record
GCCUUGACAACUGUCGAAUACAGACGAUUAAAAAUAAAACUUUGGAAAGUUAUUCGCGUGAUACCUGAACUAGCUGUGUAAUUAACUUUUCGUAUGGUGUUUAAUUUAUUUUAAUUUCGAGUUGAGUGUUUUUACAUGGAUUUUAUGUGUAUGUGAUAUACUUUUAUAAAAUAAAACAUGAUUAUUGAGAACCCAGACGCGUUUAAGAGUUGGUUGACGUCCAUAUUGGAACCCCUUUGCGAUGCAGACCCUCCGGCGCUCGCUAAAUACGUGUACGCUCUCGUCAAGAAAGACAAGCCUCUCGACGAGCUCCGAGAAGGAAUGUUGGAUCAGCUCGACGUGUUCCUUCAACAAGAGACAAAACCUUUUGUCGACAUGCUGUUCAAGACUCUCGAAACUCAGGAGUACCUCAAGGAGGUCGAUGUUGAGAAGAAGGAACCGUCUCCACCCCCAGAACCAGUUGUGUCAGCAGAGAAGGAAAAUGAGGAGGAAAAUCAUGCUGAAUAUGAAUGCUAUAAUGUUUUAUAUAUUUCAGUCCCCGUGUCUGCAGCGGUGCCAGCAGAGAAGCCGGUAGCGCGGCCUCGGGCAGACAGCGCCGGACACCGCACCGUGGUGCCACGGUCCCGGGCCCACACCGAACAAACACUCGUUAAGGUGUUGCCAACCGAGCUUCUAGAAGAACCAGUGGAUCCUCCCCGAAGAAGAGACAGAAGGACUGAUUCGGGCCGCGACAAGGACGAGCGCCGCCGCCGCCGCUCGCACUCGUGGGAGCGCCGCGGCCGCGCGCGCCGCCCGCCGCGCGCCGAGCACGAGCGCAGGUGCGGCAGGAUAUCGCGAUCGCCGUCGCCUCGUGGCCGCUAUCGCAACCGGAGCCCGCCCGCCGCCGACAGACACACGAGCCGGUCACGGUCAAGAUCACCAGCCCUCCGAGAACGAGAACUGGAGAGGGAAAGAGUACGGCCUCAGAGAGAGUUAGAGAGAGAUAGGAUGUCGAGGGAUAGAGAACACAGGGAUAGGAUAUCCCGCUCGAGGGAUAGGGAACGGUCUCGCGACCGUUCGAUGUCGCCGCCUGGAACACGCCUGGAGCACGCAGAUUCGUACCGACGCAGGUGUAGGGAUUUCGACGUGAAGGGCUACUGCAUGCGCGGCGACCUGUGCGAGUGGGACCACGGCGCGGACCCCGUGGUGCUGGAGGACGCCGCGCUGUCCCGCGUGCUGGCGCUGCCGCCCGCGCCGCUGCCCGCGCCCGUGCCCGAGUACAAUCCCGCGGCACCCGACAUCUGGGGAGGAGGCGUAGUGGGUUACGCUCCGCCCGCGCUUCCACCUCCUAGAAUGGCGACGAGGGAACUUGUACCCAUACCAAGGGUGAGGCACGAGGCGGGCCCCCCCCCUCCGCGGCACGCGCCCCCCGGCAAGAAGAGCUUCGACUACAACAGGCUCGGGACAACAAGGCCGCCGCUACCCGCUAACGCAGCGAAUUGCUCGCUGGAAGUAAAGAAAGUACCUCGAGGACUCAACGAUAUCACACAUCUAAAUAAUCACUUCAGCAAGUUUGGGAAAAUUGUUAACAUACAGGUGUGCUACGAAGGAGAUCCCGAAGCAGCCAUCAUAACAUUUUCAAAUCCGACUGAAGCCAACGUAGCCUACAAGAGCACCGAAGCUGUGCUCAAUAACAGAUUUAUCAAAGUUUUCUGGCACAACCCCGAGAAUAAACAAGAGAAUACGGCGCCGGGCGGCCAGCAGCCGAACAAACCGACCGACAGUCAGAACCACCUCAUGUCUCACAACAAGGUCCUCAUCAACAGGGAAAACAUCAAAGCUACCGCCGACAUCAAACAGGCCGAAAAGGCCAAGGAGACGUCCAACGGCCAGCAGCCGGCGCUGGUGAACAAGCCGGCGGUGAAGGCCGGCAACAAGCAGGUGGUGGAGGUGCACCGCCGCGCGCAGGAGCUGCUGCGGACCCAGCUGCAGCAGCAGCGGCUGCUCAUCCAGCGCCUGGAGAGCGGCAAUGUGACAGAACAACAAAGGGACGCUCUGCUGAAAGCUAUUAACGCGGCUCAAGAGGGCAUCGAGAAACUUAGCAAGGAAUUGAUUGCCAAUAACGGCAUGCUGAAGCAAAUACAGGACGAGUCGGUGGCAAGGUCGAUGUCUCGGCUCCAACUCGAUCAGGUGAACGCUAAGAAACCGAAAACGUUGCAAGAGGUACAGAAGGACAUACUGGACGCCGAGUUAGAUAUAAUAACGAAACAACAGGAGGGUCAGGAUGUGACGGAACUGGCCAAGAAGAUAGCGGAUAUGAGGCGUCAGAUGGCGCUCCAGUACCCCACGUUCCCGACCCCGAGGAGGGCGCACUCCAGGGGCGGCCGCUUCAGCGCGUCGCUGCGCUAUCAGCGCGGGGCGAAGGCGUACAGCGUGAACCAGUCGGUGGACCACCGGCCGCGCACCCUGCUGGUCUCCGGCUUCGAGCCCGAGGAGCUGGACAGCGUCACGGCGCACUUCGCGCAAUUCGGCGAGAUCGCGGCGAGGCAAGCGGACGCUACCGUGCCACAGCUACUGCUGCAGUUCCGAGCGCGCGCCGGCGCCGAGCUGGCGGCCGCGCGGGCGAGGCUCUUCGGGGACCGCACGCUCUCGAUCACAUGGGUAUCGAACAACAAGGCGCUGACCGCCGCACCCGCACAGAAUGGAGACUCCGCCGAACACAAGGACACCGAGAAUCAAAAGGAACCGACUUCCGACCCGCUCCGUUUCGACGAGGACGAAGAGGACGAAGAGGACCGCUCCUGGAGGCGUUGA